Molecule: messenger RNA, 242 nt
Organism: Solenopsis invicta (red fire ant)
Lineage: Eukaryota; Metazoa; Arthropoda; Insecta; Hymenoptera; Formicidae
Product: putative nuclease HARBI1
Exons: 3
Coding region: 60-242 (60 amino acids)
Source: RefSeq, a predicted model, not a curated record
GGUAUUUACUGCUCUUAGAUUUUAUGCAGUUGGAAGUUAUCAGUUAGGUAUUGGAUGCAAUGGAUAUAUUGGAGUUAGUCAAUCCUCUAUUUUACACAGAAUAUGGAUUCCCUGGUGUCGUAGGAUGUAUAGACUGUACUCACGUGGCUAUAUUUCCACCCUCAAAGAACAAUGAAAUGUAUCCAGAACAUGUAUAUGUUAAUCGAAAAGGAUACCAUUCCAUAAAUACACAGUUAUUGUAA